This is a messenger RNA of Aspergillus ochraceoroseus IBT 24754, 1588 nucleotides long. Its product is annotated as putative mitochondrial phosphate carrier protein. Gene Ontology annotation, cellular component: mitochondrial inner membrane. Gene Ontology annotation, biological process: mitochondrial phosphate ion transmembrane transport. The record is from RefSeq and is a predicted model, not a curated record. The coding region runs from base 309 to 1535 and encodes 408 amino acids. The transcript is spliced from 5 exons. NCBI's taxonomy places the organism in Eukaryota, Fungi, Ascomycota, Eurotiomycetes, Eurotiales, Aspergillaceae. Gene Ontology annotation, molecular function: phosphate transmembrane transporter activity.
CCUUACUUUCUCAUCAUCCUUUUGCUGGUUUUUCUUCUCCCGGGUCCAAUUUACCUUGGAGAAAUUCUACAUUCUGUGUUUGUAUUCAUCUGUCAGGGUAAGUGGUCUAUCCUCCGCAUCCGUUCCAGUCCAUCAAUCAGCCCGAGUGGGGACGAUUGUCGUCGAUAAGCCUGUCAUACCUGGGUAGUAUAUCUAGGGUACCCCAUUCAUCACAACUAUUGUUUCGUCAAAUUUUGCCGUGGCUCAAAGGGAUAUAAUAUUCUAACCAAGUCCCUGGCUUUAGAUUUCUGGCACUAAAAUUGUCUGCCAUGUUUCCGGACGACCAGAGCAUCGUCAACGCCUUUUCCUCCCAGCACCCUUGGACCCGACAGUCCCAGCCUUCGGGUGCUGCGGAAUCAAGGAGACGGGAGCCAUUCCCCGCCUGGAGUGUGAUUGAUGAGACUAAGAAGAAGGCGGAUGCUUUUGCCAAAGAAGCAACCCGCGAGUUCGAUAUCGCCAGCAAGAAAGCACAAGAGAAGACUGGCAAGAUCGAACCAUGGACCCCUAAGUAUUAUGCCGCCUGUAUCUUCGGUGGAACGUUGGCCUGCGGUCUCACCCACACUGCUGUGACUCCGCUGGAUCUCAUCAAAUGCCGACGCCAGGUCGACUCGUCGCUGUACAAGAGUAACAUUGACGCAUUCCGUAAAAUCCGUGGCGCAGAAGGUUUCAGAGGAGUAGUUACUGGCUGGAGCCCAACCUUCUUUGGCUACAGCGCCCAAGGAGCGUUCAAGUACGGAGGUUACGAAUACUUCAAAAAAUUCUACAGUGACCUCGUCGGAGCCGAAAAUGCCAUUCGCUACAAGACUGUCUUGUACCUGUCCGCGAGUGCGACAGCAGAGCUGAUUGCUGAUGUUGCCCUCUGUCCCUUCGAGGCAGUCAAGGUCCGCACACAAACGAGCAUUCCACCUGAAUUCCGCUCGACCUUUGGCGGAAUUUCAAGUGUUAUUGCGAAGGAGGGUGUGUCUGGAUUAUACAAGGGUCUGUAUCCCCUUUGGGGCCGACAGAUUCCUUACACUAUGAUGAAGUUCGCUUCUUUUGAAAACAUCGUCGAAAUGAUAUACAACCGCCUCCCCGGGCAAAAGUCCGAUUACAACAAGGGAGCGCAGACCGUUGUUGCAUUCACUGGAGGUUAUCUCGCCGGUAUUCUGUGCGCGGUUGUGUCGCAUCCCGCCGAUGUGAUGGUGAGCAAGCUCAACGCCACCCGACAGCCCGGUGAGGCAUUUGGUGCUGCCAUGAGCCGCAUAUACAAGGACAUCGGAUUUGGAGGUCUCUGGAACGGGUUGGCGGUCAGGAUUAUUAUGGUUGGCACCUUGACGGGACUGCAAUGGAUGAUGUACGUGAUAUUGCUUUGUUCUGUUUUCUUUUGCCUUUGCUUUUCCCGACUACCCAGUCUCAGGGCGAGGGACCAUUUGCUAACUCAAACCAGUUACGAUUCGUUCAAGAUCUUCAUGGGUCUUCCAACCACCGGAGGAGGCCCAGCUGCCGAGAAGAAGUAGCAGCAACAGCAACAGCAGUAGAUUCAAAGUUAGAGAGAGAGAGAGAGAGAGAG